AUGUCUGGCUCUUCCAGUGUCAUGGCCAUGAAAAAAGUGGUGCAGCAGCUUUGCCUCGAAGCCAGCAUUAGUUGCAUGAAGGUUUCCCAAGCUGCAACUGAUUUAAAGCAGUUCUGUCUGCAGAAUGCACAUCAUGAUCCCCUAUUAACAGGAGUUUCUUCGAGUACAAAUCCGUUUAGACCUCCAAAAGUUUGUUCCUUUCUCUGACUGGGUGUUAUCCAGGAUCUUUUCAUAUCUGUGUGUAUGGUGAAUAUGGAAACGAAGAGUGGAUUGGAACCUGUACAGGAAUUUCACCUUAAUGUGCCAACUUAGUGUUAGUAAUAAUGCUACUGUUGCAAAACUGCUACAAUCUACCUCUAUUAAUAAAUUGUAUGUUAGUUGGAAUAACUUCUGUAUGAUGAGGCAAUCAGUUUUAUAUUCAGCAAUAAAGAGUUAAUGAUUUU
This is a messenger RNA of Heteronotia binoei (common prickly gecko), 443 nucleotides long. RefSeq names its product guanine nucleotide-binding protein G(I)/G(S)/G(O) subunit gamma-5-like. Gene Ontology annotation, cellular component: heterotrimeric G-protein complex. Bases 1 to 207 code for a protein of 68 amino acids. Gene Ontology annotation, molecular function: G-protein beta-subunit binding. NCBI's taxonomy places the organism in Eukaryota, Metazoa, Chordata, Lepidosauria, Squamata, Gekkonidae. The record is from RefSeq and is a predicted model, not a curated record. Gene Ontology annotation, biological process: G protein-coupled receptor signaling pathway. The transcript has a single exon.